Messenger RNA from Conger conger (European conger), 1497 nucleotides. RefSeq lists its product as uncharacterized. Gene Ontology annotation, molecular function: signaling receptor activity. Gene Ontology annotation, cellular component: membrane. Gene Ontology annotation, biological process: adaptive immune response. The transcript is spliced from 4 exons. Lineage: Eukaryota; Metazoa; Chordata; Actinopteri; Anguilliformes; Congridae. The record is from RefSeq and is a predicted model, not a curated record. The coding region runs from base 69 to 797 and encodes 242 amino acids.
AAGCAGAGCAGAGCAGAAAAAACAGAAGAGAAACCACAUUUCCUGAAUGCAGUAGCGGGGCGGGGGAAAUGAUUAUCUUUUUAUUUAUUUUUACCUGUGAUGUGAAGCAAACACGAGACAGAGCCUUGACCAGACACACGUUGGGCACAGGUAUCAGAAUGGAGGCUCUACUGUGGACCAGUGUGCUGGGACUCCUCUCCACUCCAGUCGGGGCUACAAGGGCAGACUCACCUGAGGUUUCCCAGAGCCCAAAUGCCAUUUCUCUCAUGAAGGUGAAUUCCACAGCUGAAAUACAAUGUAGAACCACUUUGGGAAAUACAACAGGGCUCUACUUGAAAAGACGGUUCUCUGAGGAAACGGAAGUGCUAUACAUAUCAACGCCUACUGGAAAAAUCACCAUCAACCGAUUAUACAAGCACAGGCUGUCUGUGGCAGGUGAAUGCUGUGACUACAUGUUACAGCUGUCCCAGCUGGGCGUGAAUGACACGGACGGUUACUACUGCUUGUGGAGCACACGUGACGUGGCAUCUCAGAAAGUGUUGAGAUACGAGAGCAGGGACACAAUCAUCAUCAUCCGAGAGAAGGACCCAAAAGACUGUAACAGAAUUCAUAGUCUGCAACACAUCUUGUUCAUUCUGAGCGUGACAACCAGCGCAGUUGUGGUCGGUAUCUUCCUUGGUGUACUGGUGUGGUGGUGCAAAAGUACCAAAAAAAGCUACAGGCCGACCCAGCCAAAUCAGGGGCAUCACCACCUCUGCCCCCAACACAGUAACCGACUGACGUAUUCCAAUAACUGAGUUACAUUUUUCCUAUCUUAUAAAUAUUACUUCAAACACAUGGUGGCUAGAUGACAGCUUUGUGCUUUUCUUUCUCAAAGUUUCAACAAAUUGAUGUCCUAUGUGCUGUUAAUUGUUCAGUAUUGUGUAAGACGUCUUAGCCACUGCUUAUGUCAUGUAGGGUUAUUAUCUCCAGAAUGGCAAUUUCAGUACCUCAUUUAAUAGUGUGUGGGAUGCGUGUCGUUAUACUUUGUUUUGUGUGCGUCAGUCACCUCAAAUAUCAGAAAUCAAUGUCAGCAAAAGUCUGUCAUUUCUCAAAAAACGUUCACCACAUCCUGGUCCACCAUGCUCAGUGGCUUAUCUGUAGGAAAAUACAUUUUGUGCUGUGAAAGUGUGCUGAGUGUAGCUGAACAGAAAACAUCUUCUGGAAUGUCUUCUGAGCUUUAGCAAGAUUUAAAGUGAAGGAAGAGGGCCCACAUCUCAUUUUAUUUUUAACUAAAAAUCAAACAAUACAAUAACAACAUAAACAAGAGAAAGCUAUGCUUCUCCCUGAAUGUUAGGCCCUCUCGUAGGUAGAGAGGCUAAUAGUUUGACUGACUGAAGAAAUUUUAUGAUAAAGCCAAAUCAUGAUCAUCUGAACCUUUUUUUUUUUUUCUACGCACAUGCUCAGCAAGUUUAUAUGUUUUCUUGUACAAAUAAAAUGUCACAUUGUCCUUCAAAA